AAUGGCUGAAGCAGAUGUUCUGUUUGAAUCAGAUGGCGUGUCGAGUGGAGAUGAGAAUCAUUUGAUUACAGUGACGAAUGCAAAAGGAAAUAAGAGAAGUGGCGGCAAUAUACCAAUAGGUGUAGUUUGCCGUAACUUUAAAGAAGAAGAAGAACUUCCGGUUCUCCUUGCUUGAUUUCUUCACUAAAAAGCCGGAGUGUGGUCUUAGGAAAGAGUUAAGCCAACUAUCUAGCUAACGUUACGGUACACGUGAAGACUACCUAAUAUGGGUCGCCGCAAGUCCAAGAGAAAGCCCCCCCCAAAGAAGAAGCUUACUGGAAAUUUGGACACUCAAUUCACCUGUCCGUUCUGCAAUCACGAAAAGUCAUGUGAUGUGAAAAUGGAAAGGACCAGAAAUACUGGGAUAAUAUCAUGCACAGUUUGCCUGGAGGAGUUCCAAACCCCCAUUACCUAUCUGUCAGAGCCUGUGGAUGUGUACAGUGAUUGGAUAGACGCUUGUGAAGCAGCCAAUCAGUAGCCCAGGCUCACCGGGGCGGAAGACCUCACGUUGGAACAGGAAGCUGAUUUAGAGGUGGCGCUCGUCUGUUUCUCACCAAUCACUGCCAGUCUUCAGCUCAAGAUGAUGGUCCCGUUCCAGGCCGACUACAUUGCAGACGUCGCAUUGCAUCAACCAAUAGUUGCCACGUCAUCAACUGCUGUUGGGCAUCAUAUUGCUGUUUCAUGUGGUUAGCUGAUAUGUGAACCAACUAUCCAGACGUUGUGAGAUCUGGCAGAUGCCUACAAUGUAGUCAGCCUGGUAAGCAACCUCUGACCUUUACCUCACCGCACAUCUCCCACACUAGUGACCUGGCGUCCACCGAGACUGUCUUGAGUAGCCAUAGUUCAGUCCAGAGCCCUAUAUAGGUUACGCCCCAAAUGGCACCCCAUUCCCUAUGUAGGGCACUACUUUUGACCUGCUCCCAUAGGGCUCGGGUGGAAAAUAGUGCACAAUAUAGGGAAUAGGGUUCCAUGUGGGAUGUGACCUUAGAGGUAUAUAUGACUCUGGUUAAGUCAACCUAUUCCCCUACUCACCGUUUUAAUUCAUACAGACUUCAUUUUAGCGGUCAGUUGUCAUGGCUCCUAGCUUACUGGUAGGAUUAUACAGUUAGUUGCAGCUCUUGGGUUAGUUUCUGUUUUACCACAAUUAGUUUUUACUCUCCCCUGUGUACAGAGAUACACAAUACCACAGAGUACAGCAAUACCAUAGUGUUGGGUCAUUCCAUUGGGGUAUAUUUGGUGUAACUCUGAGUGUGUUUAUGCAGAGUAACCUAGUGGGGUGUUCCAGAAAGUAGGAUUGUAAAGUUAGCCAGCUAACUUUGAUAUGCAGUUAAAUAUAUCUUUAUUUUAUAUUUAGAAAGCUAAACUUGAAUAUGGGUUGUUGUUGGUUGUCAAGUCAAUUAUACCAUGACGAUUUCAAGUUGGAUUUUGUUGGGACUGUUAGCUGGCUACGUCAUUGAUCCUGCUUUCUGGAACAGUCUAAACUCUCAAGUGGUUUAUGAAAUAUUUUCUAAGAAUAUCCCAGGUCCUUUUUCUUAAUGUCAAAAUGGUUACGGUAUCUCCCUGAAGACAUGUUGCACCAUUCCUUUGUUAGAGAAAAUGUACUAAAAGCGAGAGGUAGGAUGGUACAUAAACAGUAGGUCCAAAUUAUUAUUGAUUUGAUUAUUUUAGUUUUUCAAAUGAUAAGAAAAUUGCCAAUGAUUUGCAAUUGGUUGCCCGUUGUAAUAUUGUAAUGAUUUUUAUUUUCAAUGUGACAAAUUAAAAAGUGUUGUAUUUUGACAUCCACAA
Oncorhynchus gorbuscha (pink salmon) is the source of this 1824-nucleotide messenger RNA. RefSeq names its product transcription elongation factor 1 homolog. Gene Ontology annotation, biological process: transcription elongation by RNA polymerase II. Gene Ontology annotation, molecular function: RNA polymerase II complex binding. The record is from RefSeq and is a predicted model, not a curated record. NCBI's taxonomy places the organism in Eukaryota, Metazoa, Chordata, Actinopteri, Salmoniformes, Salmonidae. Bases 266 to 517 code for a protein of 83 amino acids. The transcript is spliced from 5 exons. Gene Ontology annotation, cellular component: transcription elongation factor complex.